Mobula hypostoma (lesser devil ray) is the source of this 11252-nucleotide messenger RNA. It is a transcript of the gene myo9aa, whose product is annotated as myosin IXAa. Lineage: Eukaryota; Metazoa; Chordata; Chondrichthyes; Myliobatiformes; Myliobatidae. Gene Ontology annotation, molecular function: microfilament motor activity; GTPase activator activity; actin filament binding. The transcript is spliced from 45 exons. Bases 294 to 8414 code for a protein of 2706 amino acids. Gene Ontology annotation, biological process: establishment of epithelial cell apical/basal polarity; intracellular signal transduction. Gene Ontology annotation, cellular component: myosin complex; axonal growth cone; actin filament. The record is from RefSeq and is a predicted model, not a curated record.
GUCACCUGGUCCUGUCUCUCGGCCACAACCGCCACGCCCCCUCGGCCGGCGCCAGCCCGCCCCUACUCGGCGCAUGCGCGAGGGUCGCCGGAGUUGCUCGUGCCCAAACGGAAGAGGCGAGGGUAGCGGGAGUUGCGGUGCUGAGAGCGGCGACGAUGAGGGAGCGGCGCUGACGGCGGGGCCCGGGCUGGACCGGCCUCGGGGGGGCGGAAACAAGCGGGUCUGAUAUCAUGAAGCAGGACCGGCCCAGCGUUUGGAUGUGCUAUUAUUGCUGAUGGCACAACUGAUCCAAUAUGAAUGUGCAUGAUGUUGGUGGAAGACGACGCUGUGAAGACAAUGAGUUUACGUUGCGGGUUUACCCAGAGAGUAUAGCAGAAGGCACCAUUUAUUGCCCUGUUGCUGCAAGGAAAAGCACCAGUGCAGCAGAGGUUAUUGAAAUACUGAUUUACAAAUUACAACUAGAGAAGACAAAAUGCUAUGUCCUGGCAGAAGUGAAGGAGUUUGGUGGGGAAGAGUGGAUACUCAAUCCAUCCGACUGUCCUGUGCAGCGCAUGAUGCUUUGGCCACGCAGUGCCCUAGAAAAUCGUUUCAGCAGCGAGGACUAUCGCUUCCUGCUUCGAGAGAAAAACCUUGAUGGUUCUAUUCAUUAUAGCAAUCUGCAGUCAUGGUUGAGGGUAACGGAGGAGCGGCGGAGGAUGAUGGAGCGAGGUUUUUUGCCUCAACCUCAGCAGAAAGACUACAACGAUCUGUGCAAUCUACCAGACUUGAAUGAAAACACACUUCUGGAUAACCUACGCAAUAGAUUUAAACAAGAGAAAAUCUACACCUAUGUGGGAACGAUUUUAAUUGCCAUAAAUCCUUUUAAAUUUCUUCCUCUUUACAACCCCAAAUAUGUAAAAAUGUAUGAUAAUCACCAACUGGGUAAACUGGAACCCCAUGUAUAUGCCAUUGCUGAUGUGGCAUACCAUGCCAUGUUACAACGCAAGAAGAACCAGUGUAUUGUUAUUUCGGGUGAGAGUGGCUCAGGAAAGACACAAAGUACAAACUUCCUGAUCCAUCAUCUUACUGCUUUGAGCCAGAAAGGAUUUGCCAGUGGAGUAGAACAGAUUAUUCUUGGAGCUGGACCCGUGCUGGAGGCUUUUGGGAAUGCAAAAACAGCUCACAAUAAUAAUUCCAGUCGAUUCGGUAAAUUCAUUCAAGUCAACUACCAGGAAACAGGCACUGUGCGAGGAGCUUAUGUUGAAAAGUACUUAUUGGAGAAGUCGAGGCUGGUCUACCAGGAGCAUAAUGAACGGAACUAUCAUGUAUUCUACUAUCUACUGGCAGGAGCCAGUGAUGAAGAGAAAAAGAGUUUCCAUCUGUUGAAGCCUGAGGAAUACCAUUAUUUGAACCAGAUGACGAAGAAACCAGUCAGACAGACAUGGGACGAUUAUUAUUGUGAUUCAGAACUGCAGGACAGUUUUACAGUUGAGGGGGAGGAUCUGAAACAUGACUUUGAGCGCUUACAACUGGCAAUGGAGAUGGUAGGAUUCCUUCCUAAAACCCGGAAUCGAAUAUUUUCUCUUCUAUCUGCAAUAUUGCACCUUGGGAAUAUAAAGUACAAAAAGAAGUCCUAUCGCGAUGAUUCCAUUGACAUCUGCAACCCAGAAGUGUUGCCCAUUGUCUCAGAACUUCUGGAGGUUAAAGAGGAGACACUGUUUGAAGCACUGACCACCCGGAAGACUGUGACAGUUGGAGAAAGACUUAUCCUACCCUAUAAAUUAUCUGAGGCAAUAACUGUUCGAGACUCUAUGGCAAAGUCACUGUACGAUGCCCUGUUUGAUUGGAUUGUAUUCCGAAUUAACCAUGCACUUCUCAACAAUCGAGACCUGGAAGAACAUAAGAUUUUCUCCAUUGGUGUACUGGAUAUCUUUGGCUUUGAGGACUAUGAGAAUAACAGCUUUGAACAGUUCUGUAUUAACUUUGCCAAUGAGCGACUUCAGCACUACUUCAAUCAACACAUCUUCAAACUAGAGCAGGAGGAGUACAGAGCAGAAGGCAUCAGUUGGCAUAAUAUUGAUUAUAUUGACAACAGUGGUUGCAUAAAUCUCAUCAGCAAGAAACCUACAGGCUUACUUCAUCUACUAGAUGAGGAGUGCAAUUUCCCACAGGCAACAAAUCAGACGCUGCUCGAUAAAUUCAAGCGACAGCAUGAGGGCAAUAACUAUAUAGAGUUCCCAGCAGUGAUGGAGCAAGCUUUUAUCAUAAGGCAUUAUGCAGGGAAGGUCAAAUACCAAGUCAAGGACUUUCGUGAAAAGAACACAGAUCACAUGCGACCUGAUAUAGUUGCACUUCUGAAAGGCAGUAAAAAUGCCUUCAUCUGCAGCCUGAUUGGUAUUGAUCCAGUGGCCGUCUUCCGCUGGUCAGUGCUGAGAUCCUACUUCCGAGCAGUUGUUGCCUUCCGUGAGGCUGGAAAACGCUUUGUUGAGAAGAAACCUGGGCAUGAUGAUGCUGUUCCGUACCCGGUUUUGAAAAGUGUCGAUAGUUUUAGCUUUCUGCAUCACCCAGUUCAUCAGAGGAGUUUAGAGAUCCUCCAGAGAUGCAAGGAAGAGAAGUACAGUAUUACAAGAAAAAGCCCCAGAACACCAUUGUCUAAUUUGCAAGGAACAAAUACCAUCAAUGACAAACCCCCACGUGACCUGCAGGGAAUAAACUGGAAUGGCAGAACAAGUGUCCAGACUUCAAGGAUCACCAGUGGCCAUUCCUUGAUUGAAGAUGAGGGGAUUUUUCUCAGUUCUGCCAGCACUAAACUAUUGGAAAGAGCUCACGGUAUUCUUAUGAGGAGUAAGAACACAAAACCCAAGCCAGUAUUGCCAAAGCACUUAUUAGAUGUAAAGUCACUGAAGUACCUGGCAAGCCUGACUCUCCACGAUCGCAUCACCAAGUCUCUACUCCACUUGCACAAAAAGAAAAAGCCACCCAGCAUCAGUGCUCAAUUCCAGGCUUCUCUCAAUAAGCUCAUGGAAACUCUGGGACAGGCAGAGCCUUACUUUGUGAAGUGCAUUCGAUCAAAUGCAGAAAAGCUUCCAUUGCGUUUCAAUGAUCAUCUAGUCCUGAGGCAACUGCGGUAUACAGGCAUGCUGGAAACAGUCAGGAUACGACAAUCUGGCUAUGGUAUUAAGUAUACCUUCCAGGAAUUUGUGGACCAUUUCCGUGUGCUCUUGCCGCAAGGUACCACCUCUUCCAAAUGUAGUAUUCAGCAGUUUGUGAGAAGUGUGAGCCUCAACGUUAACAGUUAUCAAGUCGGUGAGACAAUGAUAUUUAUGAAGGAGAGUGAGCGUCAAAGGCUGCAAAACAUGUUGCACAAGGAGGUCCUAAGGAGGAUCAUUUUGCUUCAGAGUUGGUUUCGCACUGUGCUGGAGCGGCGACAGUUUCUCCAGAUGAAACGAGCAGCAGUUGUGAUACAGAAUUAUUGGCAAAGCUACAAAAUGAGGCAGAAUCUCAUUUGCACAAACUCCAGUGUCUUAGAUGCAGCAGCAACCAGUAUUCAGGCCAUGUGGAAAAGCUACAGCCAGAGAAAGAUGUACUUGCAAAUGCGUGAUGCGGCUAUUGUUAUACAGAGGUGCUGGCGAGGUUAUUGCAGGUGCAAGCUUGCAGCACUCUGCAUUCAAACAUAUUGGAGAAGGUACAAGGAAAUGCAAACGUACAGAGCUUUCAGGGAUAGUAUCAUUAAGAUUCAAGCAGCAAACAGAGGAUUUGUUGUGCGGCGCAGAUUGCAGGCACUGAGAAGACAAAAGUUCAAAGACAAGAGAAAACACCUGGAUUAUGAACAAAAAAUGGGACUGGAUAAAAACUUGGAGGAAAGGUUUUCUAAGCUCGCUGUAUCUGAUCAAGACAAAUUAGAACUAAAUGAGAGCCCUGCUUCAAAGGAGACUGACAUUCAGGAUGUACCUGCUGACUGUAACGAUGUAUCCCUAGACAUGCAGGGUGGAGCAUUCAACUUUGCCAGUGUUACAAAUUUGCUCCAGGAUGUUACGGUGAGGGAGAGACCAAAAUCAUUGUCUGGGGACCCUGAGAAGCAGAAAGUGGUGCGUGCCAAACGACACAGUCGGAGAAUGAGAGAAUUGGAGCAGGCCAUAUUCAGUCUUGAAUUGCUGAAGGUGAGAUCAGGAGGUGUGUCUCCCUCAGAGGAGGGGCGCUGGUCUAAUGAGCUGAUUUCUGAUAGUGUGAACUCCUUGUCUCCUCAGGGAACACCAGACAGUGAGAGCUCAAGAGGUAGUUUUGAAGUACCCAUUGGCGAUGAUGGCCAGAAGAGACACCUCUGUUUAUCUGUUUGUGAUGACCUGGUGUCUGAUUCCAGCCUACAAACUGCUCAGGAUAAUUUUUCAACCAGUCCAAAAGUCAAUGAUCAUGAUUUAUCCACUGGUCUGCAACUCAAUGGAAAUAACCUGUCUUCCAGUCCUCCUAAUAACACUAAUUGUCAUAGUCAUGUUUCUGUGUCUCCUGAAAUAGCCAGUGGAGAAUUUGAAUUUCAAAUAUCAAGUUCUGAAGAUCGACCUCCCAGUCUGAGACCAGUAGAGAGUCUGUAUUCUAGUCCCAAGCUGGAUUCAUGUUUGUUGCCCGAUCACGACAGUGUACCCAGUCACCUGGUGCCAAAUGACAACACUGCUGUAGGCAUUGAUGACUGUAAGAUAGAAGACAUUACCACUGAACCCAAACCAAACGGAGAAGGAGCUGACAAAGCUUUGCCAAACUGUGCUGAACUUGCUGUAACGGAUGACGCAAGCAUGGAUUCCUUCUCACAUACUAAAGUUUUAGAAAAGCUUGAAUGGUUGAAUGUACAGCAAGCAGAGAGACAAAAGCAAAAACAGCAGCAGGAUGAGAAGGAGAUGAUGGAACAGAUAAGGCAGCAGACAGAAAUCCUUGAGAAACAGCGCAAGGUUUUUGAGAAGCAGGAGAAGGACAUGUUUGAGAAACAUAGAGGGGAAGCUCUGCAGAAGAUAGAGCAGGGCAGACAGAAUGAUUCCCCUCAGGUUUAUUCCAAAUCUCCAAGCAAGCAAGUAGACAGGCCCCAGUCUUAUCUUGUCAUGCACUCGGACAGAAAAUGGGAUCCAAGUUCAGAAAAUCCUUCAACAACAAGUACUGAGGCUAAGUUAGUGAACACUGCAGAAUCUUUUGAUGUAGACACUAUCUCAGGUCUACCCACAGGAAGAAACAGACCAGUGAGCAUGUUUUUUGAAACAAAAGAACUGCAGCCAUCUGGCCAACAAGAAAUUAAUAAGCCAGCUGGCUGGACCCCGAAGCUGAGCUUGGAGUCCCGUGAAACCUUUCCUAAUGCAGAGCGUCUCCGAAAGGCUGCACCUCAAAAAGGGAGCGCAGGCACUAAAGAAGAGUCACCCAGUAAUAUUGCCAAGGACAGGACCAAUGCCCUAUUCUUUUUGCCAAAAGACAAGAAUACACUGAGCAAUGUUGACAAAGAUCUUGUGAAUCUGGAAAAAUAUCCAACUUUUUCCAAAGAAGAUGAAGCUUUCAGGGAAAAGAUGGUGAAAAUGUCACAGCCAAAAAUAACCGAUGUUGCAAGACCAGUGCACAAAAAGAGAGCCCGCAUGGCGCGGACCCGCUCUGAUUUCUUGACUAGAAGCUGUAACGCUGAAGGGGAGGGCGAGACUGAGGAAGAGGAGUAUGAUGACCCCUCCAUUGAGCCCCCUCUCUCCCCCAGCCAACCAAGAUCUGAGCUGAGGGCCAAGGACAGUGCCGGACAGGCCUGUUACAGUGACUCAGAAAUGAUGCAACAUACUAGAAACGAAGACCAAAAGAAACUGCACAAAGCACAGUCACAAGAUGAACUGGGCAGAUUGGACUCUACUCAAAAGAAUAACAUCUCAGAUGGCAGAGCUUCGAAGGGUCGAAUGAGAUUCUGGGGAAAUAAAAAACAGGGGGAAAAGAAAUUGUUGAAAGAGAAACUGGCCACUCAGUCAGAACUCCAGGAACUGAGUAUAGAUCAAGAUGUCCAGGGAUCACAGUGGCAUCGAGAGCUUAAACCUAGUGAGACCUCACUCAGUCUGCCACUGCCAGAAGGAAGAGAGUGUUCAUUGAAAGGUCAAGCUCCUUCACCUCCGAACCUAACUCCUCCGAGGAGUCCUGACUUGGGAAUUGAACGAGGGAAAGAGUUUAAGGAGAACAGAGAACCGUCACCAAAAGUAAAGAGGAGGAGAAGUGUGAAGAUCAGUAACGUGGGCCUGGAGCCCAUUCAGAUGCAGCAGGACACCUUACAAAUUAUCACCAGUGCCAACGAUUUCAAGUGUAUGAACGAAUUCCUGCAGAAGAAGAUUACUGAUCUGGACACUGAUGACUGCAAGAAAGAUACAUUUGUGGAUGUAGUUUUCAAGAAAUCGCUUAAGGAAUUCCGCUUAAAUAUCUUUAACUCCUACUCAACAGCUUUAGCGAUGGACGAUGGGAAGAGUAUCCGGUACAAAGAUCUCUACGCGCUGUUUGAGCAGAUUCUGGAGAAGACAAUGAGGCAGCAGCGACGAGAUUGGAAUGAGUCACCAGUCAAAGUAUGGGUCAACACUUUUAAGGUCUUCCUGGAUGAGUUCAUGUUGGAACACAAAAUUCUGGACAGCAGUACUGGAAAGGUACAAAAAAAUGAAAGAAAGAAGAGACGGAAGAAAGAAACUGAUAUCGUGGAAGAAUAUAAUGGUCACAUUUUCAAAUCAACACAGUACAGUAUCCCUACCUAUUGUGAAUGUUGUUCUUCUCUCAUCUGGAUGAUGGAAAGAGCUUGUGUCUGCAAGUUGUGUAGAUAUGCUUGCCAUAAAAAGUGCUGCUUGAAAACCAACAUCAAAUGCUCCAAAAAGUAUGAACCUGAGCUAUCAUCUCGGCAGUUUGGAGUGGAAGUCUCUCGUCUAACCAACGACGAGAGGACAGUGCCACUUGUGGUGGAGAAGCUAAUCAAUUACAUUGAAAUGCAUGGCCUGUACACUGAGGGAAUUUAUAGGAAGUCAGGAUCGACCAACAAAAUUAAGGAGUUGAAACAAGGCCUGGACACAGAUAUUAACAGCAUGAAUUUGGAUGAGUAUAACAUUCACGUUAUUGCCAGUGUGUUCAAGCAGUGGUUGCGAGAUCUUCCUAACCCUCUAAUGACCUAUGAACUUUAUGAUGAGAUUCUGCGUGCAAUGGGUCUACAAGACCGAAAGGAAAUGAUUCAAGGUGUUUAUUCAAUAAUUGAUCAGUUGUCGCGAACUCAUAUCAACACACUGGAGCGACUCAUCUUUCACCUUGUGAGAAUUGCCCUGCAAGAAGAGACCAAUCGGAUGUCCUCAAAUGCAUUGGCCAUUGUCUUCGCUCCAUGUAUUAUUCGAUGUCCAGAUACCACAGACCCAUUACAAAGCGUUCAAGAUAUUUCAAAAACAACUGCGUGUGUGGAACUGAUAAUUGUGGAGCAAAUGAACAAGUACCGAGCACGUCUAAAGGACAUUAGCAGCCUGGAGUUUGCAGAGAACAAAGCCAAGAAUAGGUUGUCACUCAUCCGGCACUCAAUAAAACCAGUUAUAAUAGCGGUUAGAUUCAUGAGCAUGAAUCGCAGUUCGAUUCCGCCAAAUGGUGGUAAAAAGGGGAAAGGCCGUCUUCGCCGCUCCAAUCACAACAGUCCCACUUCUCCGGUGGCAAUGCGAUUGCUGUCAGUCACAGACGUUCCUGAAGAAAUAGUGAGUGCCGAUGAGUCAAUUGAUGUGGAAUUGACAGAGCAACAGAAGGCAGCCAUGCAGCAAGAGGAGAGAGUAUUAACCGAACAAAUAGAGACUCUACAAAAAGAAAAGGAUGAGCUGACAUUUGAAAUGCUUGCGCUGGAGCCACGAGCCUCAGAUGACGAAACCCUGGAGUCAGAAGCAUCCAUCGGAACGGCUGACAGCUUUGAAAACUUGAAUAUGGACUCCGAGGGAGCAUUAUCAGAACGUUCUGAAAGAAGCCUGGUUACAAGUUCCAUUGGUCAGGCCCGAUCUGAAGCAGGGAGAAGGUUGAGGAGGCCACAGAGGAAGAAAACUGACUCCAUUGUGUCAGUUGAAUCGGCUGUUCACACUUCACCGGCAGUGUCACAAUCAUUAUCUUGUUUACCUCAAGGAGGAAAGCGAUUUCGCUUCCGUUCAAAAUCACCAUCGCCGGCACUUUACCGUUCCCACAAUGUCACCAACACUGCAGAACCACGGGCCGAAAUGGACGGAGCUAAAAGUCAGGAAGAGAGGCCACAGUUUACAAGCAGAGGGACCUUCAAUCCAGAAAAGGGCAAACAAAAAUUAAAGAUGAUGAAGCGCUCGGCACAGAAGUCCAAAGAUUCAACUGACGGAGUCUUGGGCACAGACAAAAAGUGUAACACAGACCCUGAUUUUGGUGCUCCCCAGCAGCUGGUGGUAUUUGGGAACAAUGAGUUCAUGGUGUGAGACCAAGAACUUGGAAGGUUUCUGUCCUAAUUGAGUGGAGGUCCUUAAUCCAUCCCAGUGCAUCUUUCUUGGGUAGCUGCUAUCUCAGUGCAUCACAUGCAAUACUUCCAAUCCUCAUAGAUGGCAUUACUGCCGCAAGGAAUGACAAAGGGAAGCAAUUUCUCUCUAUUUGGGGAAACAAAACCUGCCGGAAGAUUUGUACUGUGGCCUUAACCAUUCAGACACUGAGAAGACAGAACGUCUGCACCUGUCAGUGUGCUCAGAAGGAUGUAGGUUGCAGAUGCAUUCACAAACAGCUGUUCUUGAGGGAUAACAAGGUCAUCAGCAGUUCAGAGCAUUGUGGUAGGAAGGCCGUACUUGAAGGAGCACUUGCUUAAUCAGUGUUUGCCAUCCACAAGAGGGGACUUUUCAGAAGACUGAAGGAAGGAAGUGGAUUUGAACUGUCAUCCCAUAAUUACACUCCAUUAAUGCUUAUGGUCAAAGAUUAUUGAGGGACUUUAUUUAGGAAAUCGCAAAUGACAAUUACAAUCAGACUCAAUAACACUUCUCACUAACUUGAGGCACUGCUGUUAGAUAAAUAUUUUUAUGUGUUUCGAAAACAUCCAGUAGCCACUGGGAAAUGUAAGCCAAAAUGUCUGUGUAAAAAAAAAUAAUGCAUUAACCAUACGUCCUAUGUCUGACAUUUUUUCAGGGUUUCAGGAACCACUUUGCGUGUCUAGUAAUGCUGCUCCUUCCUGGGUGUUUAGAAUUUAUGAAACAUGGAGUUAAAGGGACCAACCUGACUAGUCGUUGAGCUUGCUGAUCCAACAGCUGUCCCAAUAACAGCAGAUGCAUACCCAAGUCAGCAGCUCAUUGACUGCAAUGCAUGAUAAAAGUGUAGGUAAGCUAUUAUCAUACAGGCUCCUUGAAACUUAGCCCAGAAGAAAAUCUUCUAUUGAAUCGUCAGUAUUAAAAGCAAAGAGGACUUGAAGAAUUUUUAGUCUGACUUCUAAAGCUUACUAUUAACUCAAUGUUUUUGUUUUUAACCUUUCAUUUUAAUUGAAAUUUGUCUUUGAAAAAUUUGGUUCUGUGAUAUAAGAUUGUAGCUUCCUGUCCAAAGGCAGUAUCUAUGGAGUAGAUUAGGAACAAAACUGAAUGUAACAAUCACUGGAAUGGGCAUGCUGGGCUUCUUCUAAUUUAUAGUAUGCUCAUGACUGUAUAUUUCAAGAAAUCUCUUUGUAAAGGAUAUAUUAUCCUGUGUCAUAUUCUAUAAUAAGUACUCAUGUAAACUGUUUGGUAAUCUUCAACCCAACAGAGAGGUGUCUGGACAGUUUCAACUCUGUAUUUUUGACAUUAGCAAUUGGGAUGGCAUCUUGUGUAUAAAGUGCAAUUUAUCUAAUAUUUCUUAAAUAUAUCUGUGUACGGUGUACAAACAAGUUCAUGAACAAAUCUCCCACGGCUUAUUAAAGAGAAAGCUGUAUAAAUUACAUCCCGACUUUCUUCUUGUGCAUAGAAGAGGAAUCUAAAAGAUACUACAGUCAAAUCUGCGACGCCAGAAUGAUAGAAUGCAUCAUAGCAUUAAAAAAACGAAACCUUUAUUCCCCUUUAUGGGGACAGGUAGAUAAUGAAUGGCAUUUUGCUCUUUCUGUGUGUGUGUUUUUAUGUGUGUUUGUGCUAUUUUUUCCUGAUCCCAGCUAGGUUAAACCACUCCAACCUGAAUCUUUCUGAGUCAGAAACGGUCUUUGGUUACAUUCUUGAGUUUGCAUGGUUUGAACCUCCUCAGUGAUCCAUUGCAGUGAGAAAGGUUACCUUUACCAGUCUAGCUAGCUUUGUGGAAUGGGAAUGGUUUAACUUACUGAAGUUAAUUUUUCUCUCUGACAGCAGAAAACAGUAUUUAUGAAAUUGACAAUUUUGCACAUGAACAGGGCUACAGAAUGGAACUAGAUCUCAUGCAGGACAAAGUGUGGGAGAGGAGCUGAUCAAAGGUUGGAGUUGAAGACAUCCCUGUUUGAAUGAGCAAUAUACAGUAUAUUACCCUUGCCUGGCUCAAUUACACUAGUUUUGCUUGUUGUAUUCUGCAUGGUUUAUCAGUUAUUUUGUUAAUUCCCUGCAUCUCCCCUCCCCCACCUCCAAAAACUGAAUUCCAAACUAUUACUGCCUUUACCCAAUAAUUUCAAAUAUGUUGGCUGCUGACGAACACAAAACCCUUGCAGAUUUUUUUUCCAUUCUGUGACCUGAGAAUCUGACUUCAGUCUUUGGUGGAUCAACUAACAGGUGUGAAGUGCAAAAUGGACUUAUGGCUUAAUGUUCAGUUGGAAACCAAGACCAGUUCAACAUCUUGGAGAAGAAGUGGGGUUAUGCAGAGUUGCGUAACUGGAGAAACAGGGGCGGUUGCAACACUCUGAGUCCAGUGGUGAUGGCAUUUAAAAUCACAGAUGAUUAUUGAAUUGUUUCUUGUAUUUGAUGUUUCAGGAGACAUGAAGAACUCAGCAUGUCAGGCAGCAUCUAUGGGGAGAAAUAAACAGUUGACAAUGAAGGGCCUUAGCCUGAAAUGUUCAGUUUUUAUUCCUCUCCAUAGAAACUGCCUGACUUGCUGUGUUCCUCCAGCGUUUUGUGUGCAUUACUUAAGAUUUCCAAGAUCUGCACAAUCUGUGGUGUACAAGGACACAGCUGUGUCUACAAUUGUUCCCUUUCUGUCAAAUAAUUUCAAAAAGUCUCAUACAGAGUUUGUAACAAAAUCAGAUACAUCGGUGAAAUAUGACUAAUUGGUAUUACAGGAUUGGUGUUUGGAAUACAUUUCUGGGUUACUGUUUUACUUGUAUGCUAAUUUAAUAAUUUGCCAUGAUCUAAUAAAGUUCG